AAUAUGGACACUUAUCUUAUCAUAUUAAGUCUGACUGAUAAAAAUAUAAACAAAUUCACACAUGUAUCAUCUAAUGAGGUCAGUACUUCCGACAUACACAUAGAAGGGAAGACAACAAUUGAAAUGUUACUAUAGGAGAGAGGUCAAAACAUGGAAAAUGAAGAAGAACAUUAUCCGUCCUACAAUCAUUGUGUCCAUACUACUUGUUAUAUUUCUUACAAUGGUGAUGAUGAAGGUUGAUAGAUCGAAAAUGGUCACACAGUUUUUACCAUUUAAUCAGACAAACUUAGAACCAAAGAAACAGGUAGCUUCAGAUACAUCUCAGGAUUCAUGGAAAAAUGCAAAAAGAAAGGAAACAUAUAAGGAUGUAUGGACAAAUACAAAUAGAAGUCUCACUGUUGUAACAGCAUUUUUUAAUCUCGGGAAAUUUCCGAAAGGUUCAUUUUCAAAUAUCAGAACACCGGAGUCAUACAAGGUUUGGAUGUCUGUGUACAAAUAUCUUAAAAAUCCAUUAAUAAUUUAUACAGAUUCCAAAAAGUUUGCCGAUUUUUUUACAGAACUACGAAACAAUUCAGCAUUUACCACAAAAAUAAUAAUAUUCUCUAGAGAUGACCUAUGGACAUUCCACAUCAAACCACAAAUAGCAAAACUUUAUUCCAAACCGGGAUACCCAAAGCACUAUCCGAAUACAUACAUACCGGAUUACACAUGUAUGACUCAUUCAAAGCUGACUCUGGUUGCAAAAGCAAUUAAUUCAAAACUACUGGCAUCAGACUACUAUUCUUGGAUAGACUUAGGCUAUUUCCGUGAUAUUUCUAGUCGUAAAAAAUAUUUCUAUUUAGAAGUUCCUACUGAUUUUGACAAUUCCAAAGUUGGUGUCACUCAAGUAUAUAAUGUACCUUUAAAGAAAGUUUCAGCAAGAUCUAUCAUACUCGGAAAUAAGAAUUGGAUAGGUGGUGGACUAUUUUUAGGAAAACCAGACGUUUUAAAAAAGUUUGAAUCUCAAUAUAAAGAUAGAGUUUUGUAUUAUUUGUCACAGGAACUGAUGAACGUAGAACAACAUAUUUUAUAUUCAAUGUACACAGCUGAGGAGAGAAAGAAAAAUCCCAUUACCGUCGAAGUUCAACCAUACCUACCAGGGAAACAAAAAGUUCUAUCCGGUGAUCCAUGGUUUUAUUUAGGAUUUUUAAUGUAUAAUGAAAACAUCAACGCGUCAUAUCGGUCGUAAAUAAACCAAAUAUCGUGGUAUCUCUAUGUAAGUGUUGCUUCGUGCAUAACCAUCCCAGGUCAAAUGUUGUUGCUUGGUAAAUUAAAUCAACACAUGAUUGUUACCAAACUUUCAUUUAAAUCUGCUAACAGUACAUAAUAAACAUCCUGAAUUUA
Molecule: messenger RNA, 1383 nt
Organism: Mytilus californianus (California mussel)
Lineage: Eukaryota; Metazoa; Mollusca; Bivalvia; Mytilida; Mytilidae
Exons: 2
Coding region: 158-1228 (356 amino acids)
Source: RefSeq, a predicted model, not a curated record